AUGCCCUUCAUCACCGACUUCCAACUGCCCAGCUCGGCCGCCCAGCUUGAAUUUCCCAAGGAUGCCCAAGCGUUGUUCAUUGUGUUUGUGACCUCUGACGACCCGGUGACGGGUCAAUCCUGGUGUCCGGACGUUCGUGCCGCCUGGCCCGUCCUUGAAGCCACGUUUUCCCCGGCGGACGCACCCCGGCUGGCUGUUGUCGAGGUGGGACAAAAGCCCGAAUGGAAAGAUCCGCAGAACAUCUACCGGACCAACUGGAAGGUCCCGUGUAUACCGACGUUGAUCCGGUAUGAACGCGUCCACGAGGAGACGGUGGAGACAGGAAAGCUGCUGGAGGGGGAGAUUCUGGAUCAGAAGAAGUUGGGCGAGUUCAUUGGACGAGCACUGGUAUAA
Molecule: messenger RNA, 393 nt
Organism: Aspergillus clavatus NRRL 1
Lineage: Eukaryota; Fungi; Ascomycota; Eurotiomycetes; Eurotiales; Aspergillaceae
Product: DUF953 domain protein
Exons: 2
Coding region: 1-393 (130 amino acids)
Cellular component (GO): cytosol
Molecular function (GO): protein-disulfide reductase [NAD(P)H] activity
Source: RefSeq, a predicted model, not a curated record